This is a messenger RNA of Electrophorus electricus (electric eel), 8573 nucleotides long. RefSeq names its product immunoglobulin superfamily member 2. The record is from RefSeq and is a predicted model, not a curated record. Gene Ontology annotation, cellular component: membrane. NCBI's taxonomy places the organism in Eukaryota, Metazoa, Chordata, Actinopteri, Gymnotiformes, Gymnotidae.
CGCAGCCCGUAUGACUCACAGGGUCCAGGGCCUGCACGCGCGCCGCCCUCCCUAUAUCCAGGUGUGACGACAAAGUUGCCAACCGGGUACGUGAGUCACGAGGGGUGCGGGAUCACAAGGGAUCGCAGAACCGGUUUCGCGUUCGAGGUCCAGCUUUGAGCAGCUCUGGUACGCGCGAGUGAGUCACCUGCUGGUUCCCACGCGCCUGGUUGGCUCCCAGCUCUCCUCGUGCUCAGGUGUGCGUUUUACCUGGCGUGGCGGUGAAUGCAUUGCCUUACUCUGCGUUAGUAAGACACACUCACAUGUACUGCACGGACGGGAAACGUGUUGGUGACUGUGCGAAAGUCCUCGCGGCGCCUCGUACUUAAGCCCUUAUCUACGGGAUCUACGGUGCACGAGCACGCCGGACCGGAACGUGUGUGUGUGUGUGUGUGUUACAGCGCGGUUAACGGCCAUCUCCUGGUUCACACACUGCAGGUCCCCGUGACCAGCAUUACCAUUAUAAGGAGAUGUCAGUAGAAUAAGAACAUCAAUAAAAAUAAAUCAAAACUUUUUCAGUGGAUUUAUAUGCUUGAGAUGGUUCCAGUCGUUUUGGUUGUCUUUUUAUGUAAACUCUUCUAAUGUCUGGAAGAAAAGCCCUUUUUUCAUGUGUAGGACGCUUGUCUUCUGUGGCGCUGAGACUGUAACUGUCUUGUGAAUGCUGAGCGAUCUUAAAAUGUUGAUGUAUGAGCUGCCCCGCUCAGCAGCAAGGCCUUGGUUUACUGCACCGUCGUGUCAAACAUGCAGAUAGCCAUGAUGGACUGGUUAUGUGCGCGUUACACGUGUCUUUGGUAUUUGAAACGGAACAACGGCUGAAGGUGUCAUACCAAAGCGAGUUUGUAUGUACUUGGCAUGUUAAACCGUUUACAUUAGUACAAUCGGAAUUUUUCAAACGCUCGUAAUUUCCAAACAAACCCCAAACCUUUGCAUCCUUCCAUGUGUUUUUUUUGUUUGUUUUUGUUUUUUUGUUUUUUUUACAGUGAAAUUGUUGUCGAUGUUAAAAUUUAAAUCGAGUGCAACCCUUUGUUUUGUUUAAUAACAGUAAAGGCGAAAAUAAGGUCGAAAUGAGCAAAAAUGUAGUUUUGCAUUCUUUUAUGAGCCUGCAAUAACGUCACGCGUGCACGCGCCUUCACAUUUAAAGCGCGAGCUGUGUCACAUUUCCACUCCAGAAAUUCAAGCACGGACGGGUGUAUUAGAUCUUUUUAUUAUUGUGUGUGUGGCUGUUUGGAUGGUUGUCGUAGAAUAUAAAUAACACUGAGUUUGUGAGAAAGGAAUACUGAUAUUUUUAUUUACAUUUCUGAGACAUACAUUCAAUUUCAAUGAGAACAGUGGGACGAGAAAGAGGAAGUCGAACAUAAGGGAGGGAGAUGGCUCGAUUAAGACAGACAAACUUGAACACAGUUGAGAUCUGAGACUCAAAAUAUUUAACCAGGAAACAUCAACUUACUUUAGCACUAAGCUUAGGAGCUGUUUUAUAAGUUGCAUGUUGUGAAGAAUGGGAGAAUAUGGUGUCUAUUUUGAAAACAAGAAUAAAAAACACAAAGACCAUUAUGGAAAGAUAAGAGAAUGAUGGCGUGUUGAUAGAUGAAGGGCUAGUGUGCACCUUGGGACAUUCUGAGGUAAGCGUUUUUACACGUUUUACAUAUAUAUUCUUGACUGCGAGGCCGAUUAUUAAGAACGAGUUUCAUUUUGUUCCGUUUUUUCUUUGCAGCGCAUAUUUUCCAGUGCUUAUUUCCGUGCAACUGUCCACGAGCAGUGUGGUUUUGGUUUUUGCGCUGAGUAUAGGACUGGGUCAGCGUUUAGUAGCAGAAUCAAAAUAUCUUCUCAGCACAUUGGGCCCGCUUUCAUACGGAGUUCCUUACCGUAGCUUUAAUCACUGUAGUAACAGACGGGGGUGACGCACAUGGACACACAACUUCUAACUGAUAAGCAAAUGUGGCAAAGUUGACAACUUCCUCAAUCGCAGCUACAUACUGGACCAUUCAAGCCUCUUUACGUUUCCUCUUCAGGGAAAACAACCGUUUCUCUCCCGUGUAUUCAAUACAUCACUGGACUGAACACAGCGUUUUCAAGCCAUGUGGAAAAGCAACAUCUCUGUCCACUAGAUGGCGAUGUUAGCUGUUAGUUCCUGCAAUGGUAUGUGAUGUUCUCGCUACCAGGGUGACAGACUCUGCGUCUGGGGAAGCGCUGGCCAGUUCAGUUCCAACAUCACACACCUGAUCAUAGCAUAAAGAAGUUUAGCACGGAGCUCUCGCUGCCAGACUACAUUUUAUACUGUUUCAGCAGAAAACACACUCUCAGUUAAGAGUUGUAGCAUGCCAACAAUCCGGCUGUUGUGUGCUAGAAAAGAAGGAGUCCAAGAUUCUCGUUAAAUUCAAUGACAAUUUCCAAUUUGCCAAGAGUGGACCUUGAUUCGACUGAGAAAUUAGAAGCACAAAUGACUAUAUCUGGCUCAAAGCAAGCUCGGGAAAAUGUCCCUGGUGGGCUGGGUUCCUGAAUUCUACUGGAAGUUCCUUAAUAAUUUUGCACCUAUUCUGAUAUUUAUAAUGAAUCUUCCCAUUCAACAAAAUGGGCAUCAGCACUCGCGCAAGCCUCCAUUUCACCAACUUUAAAGAAGCACGAGACAAGCGACCUUUUGUUUAAGGUUAAGAGUUGUAGCAUGCCAACAAUCCGGCUGUUGUGUGCUAGAAAAUGGGACGCAGGCGAUAAACCUACAGUGUGAAAAUGUCUGAGGUGGAAUCCUCACACUGUGUCGUCUAGAGUAGUGGGUCCUGGAGCAGGUUGAGCUGUGUGCGGCUGGGCAGCUCGUCAAGUAAAAGCUCCUAUUUAUUUCAAAUUUUUAUUUUCCCUUAUCUGAUAAAAAAAAACCCCAACAAGCUGCAUCUGUCAACAGGCAUGAUAAGGGCACGCAGUGAGAACAGGAAACCCACAUGCUUUCAUUUCCUCCCAUCAGUGCUGGUGCUAGACUGUGCUACUCCUUUUAACUCGCUAGACGUUCCGCAGCAGUGAUCUGGCAGGGUGAUGGGGUUCAGGAUGCGUGGCCUUCUCCUCUGGCCGUGGCAGCAGGUUCUGCUAGGGUUCCUCGGAUGUCUCCUGUGCACAGAUUUGUGCCGCGCUCAGCGCCUGGUGGAGAUGCCGGUGGGUCCGCUCUACCGUGUGAAGGGUUUUCCCAUGUCCCUCUCCUGUAGUGUCAGUGGCUUUAAGGGAUCCGCCUGGCAGGAGUUUGCCUUCUCCUUGUUUAAACCUGAGGCCCCAGAGCUGGAAAUCCAGAUAAUUCACACCGCUGACCAGAACUAUGCUUAUGCCAUGUUCUCCGGGAGAGUGCGCAACAAAGACAUCAUGAUCGAGAGGCUGUCUGGCUCCUCCGUUGUUCUCCACAUUUCAUCCCUGCAUGCAAAUGAUGCGGGGACCUACGAGUGUUAUACGCCAAACACAGAUGGGACUUUUUUCGGAACAUACAAUGCAAGAACGACGGUGAACGUCAUUGAAGACACCCUGGUGGCGUUGUACUCCGGCCCUGCGUCUCACAGCAUGUCUGAGGGUGCGUCCCUGCAGCUGGAAUGUCAGGUGUCCAGUCAGACCUUCCAGCACACACACGUGUCCGUAACGUGGCAUGUGCACGGCCCCACGCAGAACUCCACCAUCAUCACGCUGGACAGGGACCUGACCGUGAGGCCAGGCUCAGCAUUUGAGCAGCGCUACCGUGCGGGACUGGUCAGCAUGGAGAAGGUGGACGACACCACCUACAGGCUCCGGAUGAGUGAGGUACAGCCGGCCGACAGCGGAGAGAUCUUCUGCCAGGCCGACGAGUGGAUCCUCGAUCCCGAUCGCUCCUGGAUGCGCAUUGCCUACAGGAACACCACGGGCUCCAGCGUAAGAGUGGAAGCUCUGGCAGUAGCCCCUGAUACAGACUCCUUCAUCUCACAUGUGGAGCUUGUGUCCGGGAACGUGGAGGAGGGAGGGAGACUGGCGAUCCGCUGCAGGGUGGAGGCCCGGAAUCUUAAAACACGUUUCUUCUCCGUCACCUGGCUGAAGGAGAAGCAUGAAGUGGCCCAGAUAGGACCUACUGGGGUUCUGACCGUGUUUGGUGACUACGCCGGGAGACACAGUGACCGAGAGCUGAGGGUUGUGAAGGUCAGUGAGGAUGUCCUCACUCUCACCAUCCAACCAGUCAGGACCGGAGACCAGGGCGGCUACCAGUGUCGAGCGUCAGCGGAGGAGAGGACAGACUCCGGGCUGUUCAGCAGAGGACGCAGUGAGGUGUCCCGUGAAGAGUCUGUGCUCAUCACACCCAAAGAGAGCAGUCUGGCUGUGUUCGUGACGCCGCCGCUGGUCCAGGUGACCGAAGGGGAGAUGCUGCAGAUCACCUGCAGGGUGUCUGGAGUCAGAGGGCCGACGUCUGUCUCCUGGAAACACAAAAAAGCGUCCGGGAGUGCCUUCGACGACGUGGUCCGUCUGAGUGCGGAGGGCGUGAUGGAGCCCACGCCUCUCUACCAGCAGAGGGGCGUCCGCGUGUUCCGGCCCAACUCCACAGACUUCACCCUGGAGGUGGCCGGGGCUGUGCUGUCUGACAGCGGGGAAUACAUGUGCACCGUGACCGAGAAUGCCGGGGACAUGAGCAAAGCCAACAGUAACUCUCAGCAAGCCGCCGUCUCUGUUCGGUCCAUCGACUCUCUUCUACAAGUGGUCUUGAAAAGUCGUGACACAAACGUAGUCGAGAAUUCAUCAGUCAAGAUGAUUUGCUCGGUAUCAGCUCCUCAAGUUCCAUUAGCUGUGACAUGGAAGUUCCAACCUCAGAAUUCCCAAGCCCAGAGAGACAUUGCAUGCGUGGGCCACACUGGCACCAUGUCGUGCAGAGGAGAACAGAGGGACUAUUGGCUGGAAACCCAACGGCACGGAUCAAACACACUUUUUAUCCUCAAGGUGUUGAGGGCAAGAAGGAGACUACAGGGGCGUUACCAGUGCCAGGUGGAUGCAUAUCUGAACGACCUCCAGAGGGCUGAGAAGGUCUCCAAUCAACUGGGAAUUAAUGUCCACAGACCUGAGAGCACGAUGUCUGUCUUCACCAAGCCCAAGUCUCGCUUGGAAACCUCUGUCAGCAGUAAUGUGAAGGUUGACUGUCUGAUCACCUCUCCAACCUUCAACUCCUCCAGAUUCGGAGUGGCUUGGAUGAAUGGUGACCUCACUUUGCUAAAAAUGGAUCACGAAGGUGUGUUGUCUCUGGGUCCUGCCACCCAGGACAUGGAGCAGAGGGUUGGCCUGACGAUGAUUGGGAGGCACUCCUUCCAGCUGACCGUUCAGCAGGUCAGGUCAACUGACCGGGGCUUAUACCGCUGUCUGGUAGAGGAAUGGGUCCAGGAUCCUGAUGAUAUCUGGUAUCAACUUCAAGAAAAAAAUGUCACCAUGGAACUUGUUGUCACUGAAAAAGGCUCUGAUUUCAGCCUGGAUAAGCGGGACACCUCACUGUCAGUCCCAGAGGAAGAGGUGCUGACUUUAGCCUGUUUGCUGAAAACAGCAGGACUGGAUUCCAUAUUUCAGUACUCUGUCAGCUGGUUCUUUGAAAGGCACGAUCAGAAAUCCCCCACCAUUGAGCUUCUGACCUACACCCACGAUGGACGUCUCAUAUUCCACGACUCGGAGCUCCGGAACAGACUGCAGUUCUUCAGACCUGAGGUCCGGAGCUUCCAGCUGUCCAUCCUGCGGUCUGUCGCCUCUGACAGCGGACGCUACUACUGCCAGGCGCAUGCGUAUGAGCGUGGCGGUGAUGGUAAAGGGGUGCUGAAGGCCAGUGACAAGUCGGGUAUUUCCAACGUCAUCGUGACCUUGACAGAAAACAAACUCCAAGUGAAGAAAGCGAGUGAGAGUCUCAACAUUACUGACCCCCAAGGUGGCGUCACCGUGGAGUGUGAGAUCAGCUCUCGCUCCAGUGACAGGUCCAUGUUUGAAGUGACCUGGUCCAGGCGUAGGGGAGGAGAGCAACCUCUCCAAAUCUUCACUGCCAGUCGGGACGGGACAUUGCACAGUGGCAUGCGGGACAGAAAGCUGGUGUUCGACCGGCCAAGUCUCAGCAUCUACACACUCACUGUACCCGUCAGUGACUCCUCUGACAGCGGCCAGUACCGGUGUGAGGUGCAGGAGUGGAUACAGACCACUACAAACACCUGGAGGAAGGUGGCAGAGGACACAUCAGGCGAACUUUCUGUUCGUGUAGAAUCAGAGGACAAGCCAAGUACAGGGACUUUUAUUUUGAAGGAGUCGCUUGAUCAUUUAAACAUCACAGAAGGAAAGCAUUUUGAUCUUAGUUGCUCUAUUAUUGUUGAUAAAUGGGACCCUACAGUCCAGUACACUCUCACCUGGUAUGUGGAGAGGCAGGAUUCCAAGAGCAGAAGUUUUUUGCUCACACAAACCUUUCAUGGGCAUCUAGAGUACCAGUCGGAGAACCAGCAACUUAAGAGCCGUCUCCAGUUCUCCAGGCCCACUGGCGAACGCUUUCAUCUCAGCGUUUUGAGCUCAGUUCCAGCUGACAGCGGAAGGUAUGUGUGCAAGGUGGAGCAGUACCAGCUUGCUGAUGGACAGUGGCAGAAAAGUGGCUUACCACAGUGGCGUUCGAUCCUGGUCACCGUCAACAGUACCGAAAACAAACUCCAAGUGAAGAAAGCGAGUGAGAGUCUCAACAUUACUGACCCCCAAGGUGGCGUCACCGUGGAGUGUGAGAUCAGCUCUCGCUCCAGUGACAGGUCCGUGUUUGAAGUGACCUGGUCCAGGCGUAGGGGAGGAGAGCAACCUCUCCAAAUCUUCACUGCCAGUCGGGACGGGACAUUGCACAGUGGCAUGCGGGACAGAAAGCUGGUGUUCGACCGGCCAAGUCUCAGCAUCUACACACUCACUGUACCCGUCAGUGACCCCUCUGACAGCGGCCAGUACCGGUGUGAGGUGCAGGAGUGGAUACAGACCACUACAAACACCUGGAGGAAGGUGGCAGAGGACACAUCAGGCGAACUUUCUGUUCAUGUGCAGCCUAGCGAUUUGUUAGCAUCUGCCAGCGAGGCCCACUCGUCUGGGAUCAUGCUGGGUAUUGGUUUGCCCAUUAUCGUCAUCCUGUUUAUAGUCGUCGUGUUACUGGUGAGAGAAGUUAAGAAAACAUCUGCUUCUAAAAACAAAGAGACUUUCUGGCCUGAGAACAACCCACUUAAGACCAUUACGGACGCCGCCACAGACGAGGAGCACAGUGCCAGUUAAAACGCCAGGAUCACAUCCCAGGCUGUAAUAACAGAAAUCAGUGUUGUAUUCUAGUAGAAGUAUGAAUGUGGAUACAUCAGAAUGGAUAUGUAUUUAAUUGCCUUUUUCACCGCACGAUCACUGUGGUCUGGUGGCAGAGUCGACGUAAACAGGUGGAGUGAGAAGAGCUUUGGAAACAAAUGCAUAAUUGCAUUUCUACUGCAAAAGACAUCCUAGCAUCUGUUUUAGCAAAGACAGUAUUCUGUGUUCCUGUGUAGAGGUUUUGGGGUGGAUGUCUAAACUCACUUCCUUCUCCACCUUCAGUCUCGGAACCUUUUAUAGACCAGGACUUAGUUAGGGUUACCAUGGAGGACCCCACCAGUGAGAAACAUCAGUGCAGAAGAUUAGCGUGUCCCAAAGUCUUCCUGCUCCAGGUCUCUAACGUUCAGUGUGCCAUUUGUAUCUCCACUGGUGGCACUCAUUUGUCGUUGUGGAGAUUGUAUCACUAUUUUAAAAUGUCUGCUUGCCCAGAAAGGCUUACCUGUUAUUGAGUUGGCCUGUGGAAGUUGGUUUUGUGUUAAAUUUUGUCCUGUUCACGUCUGGUUUCGUGUUAAAGCUCGUCCUGUGUGAUGGAAUGUUUGGAUCACGUUCCCAUCACAAUCACUGAUCUACAGAAGACACAAAUGGCUUUUAACUUUUACAGUAAUGUGACUUUAGAUGCUGACUGACCACUUCGUGUAAGACAGUCACGAUCUGCAUUUAAAGAAUUGUAUGAAUAACAGACUCAUUCUUAACAGUGGGAGGCGUGUGCGCACGCUGUGUGUGUGUGUGUGUGUGUGUGUGUGUGUGUGUGUGUGUGUGUGUGUGUAUUAACCAUUGGAUUAGUGAUUCUGUAUAUGACGUGAUCAUGUCUUUUAUGUAUAACUUAUCUGACAGUUGCACAGUUAUUUAUGUGUGAAACCCUUUUCUUUCUGUCGGGCUGGCGUGUCGCUCAGGGGCAGUGGUGUUUCAGUGAUUACGGUACUUGCCAUUGUUGGGGCCCCCUCAGCAAGACCCUUAACCCAAGUUACUCAGUCGUAAUUGUGAGUUGCUUUGCAUAAAAGCUUCCGCUGAUACACAGAGGAAGUUUGGUCAUUUGUGCAGACUUCCUUUUUGGUAACCUUGUGGCUUUUUUUCUUACGCAACUAAGGCUUUGUUCCGUGCUGAUACAUGUUUUAAAUAAUUUUAAUGUAUGUUACUUAUACUUUUAUGUUCAUUACGGCAGUGCAAGUGUGAAUAUUUGUUAUGGCAAUAAAACACCAUUGAACUGAAUUGAA